AGCAUCACGAUGAAGCAGGUGUUAAACUCCGUGGAGCUGCUCUCCAUCUGUGCAGAAAUGAAAGUUCACAGCUCAACUCCCUUUUGAAGACGUCAGCAGGAGAUGACGUUCUUUUGAUCCCAGAUGUGAUGAUGGUGGACGUGGACUUUCUCUCCUGUUUUAUGCUGCUGUUGUGAAACGUUUGAGUUGUGCAACGCUGCCGCUCACAACUGGAGCUCUGCCAGCGCCGACUGAACGCAGCCCAUAAGACGCCGCCUGUUCAUGAGGCACUGGCCAGAAGCCAACCAGCAGCUGGGACUGGGACCAGCGGCCGGGACCAUGUGGGACUGGGACCAGCGACUGGGACCAGCGGCCGGGACCAUGUGGGACUGGGACCAGCCCUGGAACCUGAGCUUCGCGGGCUGCGGCUUCAGGAGCAUGUACCACGUGGGGGCUGUGAGCUGCAUCCUGGAGCGGGUCCCGCGCCUGGUCCACGGCGCCGCCAGGAUCGGCGGCGCCUCCUCCGGGUGUCUGGUGGCUGCAGCUCUGGUGGUCGGGAUCCCCAUCGAGCGCUUGUGUGCAGCCGUGCUGCGGGCGGCGCAGGAGGCCCGGGGCCACGCGCUGGGCGUGUUCCACCCCUCCUUCAGUCUGCUCAGGCUGCUCCGUGCUGAGCUGCUGCAGCAGCUCCCGGCCGACGCCCACCUGCUGGCGUCCGGGAGGCUGUGCGUGUCCCUGACCCGGCUGGCCGACGGCCAGAACCUGCUGGUGUCGCAGUUUGAGAGCAGAGAGGAGCUGGUCCAGGUGCUGAUGUGCAGCUGCUUCUUCCCCGUUUACUGCGGUUUCCUCCCUCCUUCGUACCGCGGCGUGCGCUACGUGGACGGAGCCCUGAGCAACAACAUGCCUCUGUUCGAGCAGAGGAACACCAUCACCGUGGCGCCGUUCUCCGGAGAGAGCGACAUCUGCCCCCGAGAGGGAGCCUUCAACCUCCUGGAGACCCACUAUGGCAACGUCAGCAUUCAGGUCAACACGGGCAACGUGCACCGCGUGUGCACGUCCUUCCUGCCGCCCAGGCUGGAGACGCUGGCCGACAUCUGCCACAACGGCCACGUGGACGCUCUCCGCUUCCUGAGGGAAAGAGGUCUGCUCGGAGCGGAGCGUCCGUCCAGCGCGUUGAUGCAGACGGAGCCAGUGUGUUGUGACCUUCGGUACCGCUGGCUGAAGCCCAGAGGCCCAGAGAGCCUUCCAGCUGGCAUCCAACAGAUCCUGUGCAGAGCUUGCAGGGACGGUCGCCACGGCGACAGUCUGGCCUCUCGGCUCACGCUGCUUCCCGUCAAAGUGUGUUGGUGUCUGCUGUCCAUCCUCUGGCUGCCGCUCCAGCUGAUUCUCCUCCUCAUCAGAGGCACGAGUUGCAGACAGACGAGGAGCAGCGGGAGAAAGGAUCCCAAAAGGUGUGAAUAAGACAAGCAGACAUGACCUUCAGCUUAUUAAAUGAGAGAGAAAGAUGAGCUUUACUGAUGUGAUGUUACUUUUCUGUGUCUUCAA
This is a messenger RNA of Betta splendens (Siamese fighting fish), 1521 nucleotides long. RefSeq names its product patatin-like phospholipase domain-containing protein 2. The transcript has 8 exons. NCBI's taxonomy places the organism in Eukaryota, Metazoa, Chordata, Actinopteri, Anabantiformes, Osphronemidae. The record is from RefSeq and is a predicted model, not a curated record. Gene Ontology annotation, molecular function: triacylglycerol lipase activity. The coding region runs from base 262 to 1437 and encodes 391 amino acids. Gene Ontology annotation, biological process: lipid homeostasis; triglyceride catabolic process. Gene Ontology annotation, cellular component: membrane; lipid droplet; cytoplasm.